AUGGCAGCGUUUGUUACGGAAUUUCUAAACCCUUACAAUUAUAUGGGAGGAGUGAGUUUUGACCCUGAGCGAGAUAUACAAGACUUAUCAGGCAAAGUUGUUUUGGUGACCGGGGGAAAUGCUGGGCUGGGGAAGGAAUCCAUCCUCCAGUUAGCGAAGCAUAACCCGGAGAAGAUAUUCCUUGGAGCACGGUCAAAAGCAAAGGCAGAAAGUGCUAUUAGCUCUAUCAAAGACCAAAUUUCGAAUAACGUGAACAUUACUUGGCUUCCUCUGGAUCUGACAUCCGUUCAAUCCAUCAAAGAUGCAGCCCAGCAAUUCUGCGCAGAGUCAUCACGACUCGAUAUCCUAAUGCUCAAUGCAGGUGUGAUGGCUCUUCCACCAGGAGAAACAGGAAUAGGCCAUAAGAUCCAGCUUGGUACAAACCAUACUGGCCACUUCCUUCUGACAAAGCUCCUGCUCCCGACCUUGUUGAAGACUGCUCAGGAGCCGAAUUCAGACGUGCGAGUUGUCUCAUUAUCUUUAAUUGGACAUAAUCUCGCACCACCCUUUGAAUCCAUCUUGGAUCAAGACAAGUUGAAAAGGGUCUAUAUGAACCUUAGAUACAGCGCCUCUAAGGCAGCCAACAUUCUUAAAGAGCAAGGGUGCUGUCUCUGGGACUAG
Molecule: messenger RNA, 660 nt
Organism: Aspergillus viridinutans
Lineage: Eukaryota; Fungi; Ascomycota; Eurotiomycetes; Eurotiales; Aspergillaceae
Exons: 3
Coding region: 1-660 (219 amino acids)
Source: RefSeq, a predicted model, not a curated record